This is a messenger RNA of Cottoperca gobio, 3228 nucleotides long. RefSeq names its product hyaluronan-mediated motility receptor (RHAMM) (gene hmmr). Gene Ontology annotation, cellular component: membrane. Gene Ontology annotation, molecular function: hyaluronic acid binding. NCBI's taxonomy places the organism in Eukaryota, Metazoa, Chordata, Actinopteri, Perciformes, Bovichtidae. The record is from RefSeq and is a predicted model, not a curated record.
AUGUCUUUUUCAAGAGCUCCUUUGAAAAGGUUCAACGAGAACGUAGGUUGUGCCCCUGCACCGGGGUCCUAUGAGAUCAAACCUGGGGACCUGAAGGGAGUUGCUUCCUUCGACAAAUCUGAACGAUUCAGACUUGUUAAGGCAGCUGCUCUUCCAGCACCAUCGCCCUCCAGAAAUGACCUAAUGUCACCUGUCCGUAGGACCAUGUCGGUUGAUGGUCUUAUUGAAGGUUCAAGUGUACAGAAAGAGAGGAAUGGCAUGACCGUGGAAAGGAAGCAGCAGAAACUCUUGGAGAAAGAGAUACGGUCCCUGGUUCAGCAGCGAGGGGAGCAGGACCGUCGCUUGCUGGCUCUGGAAGAGGAGCUGAAGAAGGUGGAGGCCAAGCUGCUGGCUGCAGUCAGGGAGAAGACGGGCCUUUCUGCCAAUGUUACCACCCUCGACAGACAGCUGGCUGAGCUCAAGAAAAUCAACGAGUUCCUAAAAAACAAGGUUUCUGCUGACACCACAAAGAAGAGAAUCAUAUCUCUCACAACGGAGUUGAUCGAGGCCAGGAAUACUUUAGAUGCUAAAAACAAGGAGUUAAAUGUCCUGCAGAUUAUCACUGAAGGCCAAGUGAAGGCGCUAGAAACUGACUUGCAAGCUGCCAGGGAAACUGUCACUUCCCUGAAGGACAGGAAUAAAGACUUGGAGGACCUUCAUCAAGUGACCAAAGCCCAGAACAAAGACCUGGAGAAUGAGAAUGCUCGAUUACAUGCUGAGGUACAGGAGCUAAGGGCGGAGACCAGAGUCAUGCAGGGAUACCUGGACGCAGCCAAUGACCAGAUCCAGGAUCUCCGCUUGAACCUCAGAGAGAAAGCACAGGAGAACACUGUUGCUUGUUCUCAGGUGGAGAAAGUAAAGCAACUAGAGACCGACCUAGAGCAGCGCACCACUGAGUUAGAAACCAUCCAAGAUGUGCUGAGACAAAAAGAGGAGGCCGCACAGAUAUUCCAGCAAGAGCUGCAGGCGUCAAAGGAUGCUUUAGUGGAAGUGGAGAAGAGGUUGGAGAACCAAGAGCUGGAGCUCAAGUCUUCACAACUGUCAGUGAGUGACAUGGAGGAGCAAAUGGAUUCGGCCAACCAAGAAGUUCAGGAAUCUCGAGUUACGGUUCGACAGCAGGAGGCAGAGCUCACGAGACUGAGAGAGGUGCUCAGAAGGACGGAGAAGGAGCUGGACGAGAGAGUGGCACAUCUUGAACAGAGGUGUCUGUUCUCUGAGGAAGACAGAAGCAAGACUCAGGAGGAGGGAAUGAGGAGAGUGGAGGAGUUGAAAACGGAGCUCAUCUUGCUAAAGGAAGCUAAAAAAGAUGAGCAAAAUACACAGACUCAGCUCCAGCAAGAACAUGCAGCACUUAUUGAGGAACUGACGAAAGAAAAGGGACUUGUGGACUCCCUGUCUGUGCUGGUGGAGCAGGAGAGGGAGGAGUCUGAGGAGCGGAUGAGGCAGCUGAAGGACGAGAUGGAGGAGGUGCUGGGGGAACUCGCUGUCUUGGAGGACCAGGAGGUGGCGGAGAGGGGUCAGGAGGCCCUCGAGAUGCUGCAGGAGGAAAGGGACGAGCUGGAGAGACAGCUGAGUGAUACCAGGGCACUGUUGGAGAGUAAGAACAAUGAUGUGGCAACUUUAAAAGAGGAGCAUUUGGCAGCCAUGACAGAACUCCAGGAGGCACAUACUAAGUCACUGAGCAAGAUGGGAGACAUUGUCACGGAGCUGGAAAGCGCCAGAGAGGCUCUGCAGGGAGCAGAGAGAAGACGGAAAGAACUGGAAGUGGAGGUGGAGAGAGUGACGCAACAGGUGGAGGAGAUGGAGAAAGUGGUUCAACAGAAAGAAGAGGAGGUCAACAGAGUGAAGGGGGGGUUAGAGGAGCGGCAGUUAGCUGAAGCAAAAGCCAGGGAGGAGGAUUCAAGAAAGUUGCUGCAGGUGCAGACGGGCCUGGCACAAAAGGAUGAGGAGAUAAAAGCCAUGGAGGCGAGCCACGCUGUCCUGAUCAAUCGGCUACAGCAGGAGCUACAGCAGCAGACAAAGGAGAGAGAAGAGGCACUGGGGCAACUAGAGGAACAGAGAGGUCAGGGUGUAACUCUGCUCAAAACUGAAAUGGAAAAAGCCCAGAAACUGGUAGAGGAGGUCCGCCAGGAAAAAGAGGAAAUAAUAGAACAGCUCCGACAAGACAUAGAAGAGAAAGUUAAAUAUCAGACAGCGCUUCAGGAGGAAAAGGGAGCAUUAGAGGUUGAAAGAGAAGACCUCCAGCAGGUCAGGUCAGAGGUGCUCAGACUACAGACCGAGCUUGAGAGAGCAGACAAGGAAGGGAAGAGUCUUCUGUCUCAAGUAGAACUGAAAGAGCAGUCCAGGCUUGCUCUUGAAAACCAACUUAACAUGUCAGAGCAGGAAAGAAUUCGCCUGGAUGAGGUCGUACAAGGCGGUUUGAGCUUCCAGGCCCAAUUAGACCUUACGGAGGAGAAGACACACACUCUGCAGAGCGAGUUGGAAGAACAAAGACGAGACAGGCGGGCUCUGCAGGAGCAGAUGGAAGUACUGACUCAGGAAAAGGUUACACUGCAGUGGGAGAUGGAGGAGCAGCGACAGGAACUCCAGAGACAAAUAACAGAAGAACGGGAGAAAAGCUCCCCAAGUUCAAUGACUGAACACUGGAGGAAACAAUAUGAGGAGCUGUUUGCAAAAGUCAAGCCCUUCCAGGAACAACUCAAUGCGUUUGCAGCCGAGCGAAACGCAUUCCUCAAUGAAAAUGGAGCAAACCAGGACGAGCUGAACAAGUUGUCCAAUGCUUACGCUCGUCUGCUGGGCCACCAGAACCAGAAGCAGAAGAUCAAACAUGUGAUGAAGCUGAAAGAUGAGAAUUUCUCCCUAAAAGUGGAGGUGACUAAGCUUCGGUCUCAGGUGAACCGGCAGAAGAUUGAUCUGGAGCAGCUGAAGUCAAAGCUCCCUGGUUCUCCUUGCCCCAAGUUUGAUCCCAGCAAAGCCUUCCAGCACAACAAGGAGAACAGGCAAACUGAAGCUCUUAAAGAAGGAAAUCAUUAUGCAUAAUGGAGCUCUUCUUCCAGACAGGAAGUGACCACUUAACAACAUUUCUAUGGUUUAUCUUUUUUUUUUUUAUACUUUACUAAUACUAAUUUAGGAGAUUGUUAAUCUGGAUUUGUACAAAUAAUUUUGUUUCAAUUAAAUUUCUUCACUGGU